This is a messenger RNA of Talaromyces rugulosus, 750 nucleotides long. RefSeq lists its product as uncharacterized. The transcript has a single exon. Lineage: Eukaryota; Fungi; Ascomycota; Eurotiomycetes; Eurotiales; Trichocomaceae. The record is from RefSeq and is a predicted model, not a curated record. Bases 1 to 750 code for a protein of 249 amino acids.
AUGGCACCAGCUACUGUGAUCAUCUUUGUUCCAGGUGCUUGGCACAGCCCAGAUUGCUUCGACACCGUUAUUGAGAAUCUCGGUAAAUCUGGCCACAGCACAGAUAAAGUUUAUCUAGCCUCUGUUGGUCCACAGACACACCUAUCCGGUUUUGGCGGCGAUGUAGAGGUCAUACGAUCACAUAUACUCCGCGCGGUUGACGCUGGUCUGAAUGUUGUGUUGGUAGCACAUUCAUAUGGUGGGAUACCAUCCAGCGAAGCCAUCAAAGGCCUCGAUUAUGAAACUCGGCAGAAGAACAGCGAACAGGGCGGGGUGGUACACCUUUUCUUCUGUUGCUCAUUUCUAAUCGACGAAGGACACUCCCUUUUUAGCACCAUGGGCGGUCGAGACCUCCCAUGGUACGACGUAACACAAGAUCGCCUCGAGGUUAACCCUUCCACGCCCGUAGAGACAUUUUACAAUGACAUGUCAGACGAUGCGUCUUGCAGAGCAGUCGCUCAGCUGAGGCCGCAUAGUUACCAAACAUUCUAUUCAAAAUGCACUUAUGCGGCAUGGAAGGUCGUGCCGAGCACUUAUCUUUAUUGCCUGAAAGACGCCGCCGUUCCAAUAUCUGUUCAGAAAACCAUGGUUGAAAACACUGCCAGCGGAUAUCCAAUUCGAACAGAAAAGGUCGAUGCCUCUCACAGCCCCUUUUUCAGUGUGCCAAACCGGUUGGCUGACGCAAUUCGUCGUGUAGUAGUUGAGGAAUGA